This is a messenger RNA of Coregonus clupeaformis (lake whitefish), 1993 nucleotides long. RefSeq names its product YEATS domain containing 4 (gene yeats4). Lineage: Eukaryota; Metazoa; Chordata; Actinopteri; Salmoniformes; Salmonidae. Bases 189 to 869 code for a protein of 226 amino acids. The transcript has 7 exons. Gene Ontology annotation, biological process: regulation of DNA-templated transcription. The record is from RefSeq and is a predicted model, not a curated record.
CGGACCACGAACAAUGUAACGUACUUCCGGUGCUUGUUUGGCUGGCAAUUUGAAAUGUGUACAUUGUAAAAUCGUGUUGUUUUCAUAGAUCUAAUGGCAAUCUUAUUAAAUGACAGAUUCCAAAUCACUACUGCAAGAGUCCUAUAGUGACAUAUACGAGUUUAACGUCACUUUCUACUCUCUAUACUAUGUUUAAAAGGAUGGCUGAAUUUGGACCAGAUUCCGGGGGUAGAGUGAAGGGUGUUACGAUCGUGAAGCCCAUCGUAUUCGGAAACGUUGCUCGGUAUUUUGGGAAGAAGAGAGAGGAGGAUGGACACACUCACCAAUGGUCUGUGUAUGUGAAACCAUACAGAAACGAGGAUAUGUCUGCAUAUGUGAAGAAGAUACAGUUCAAACUACAUGAAAGUUAUGUGAAUCCACUCAGAGUCGUGACGAAGCCUCCGUACGAGAUCACAGAGACGGGCUGGGGAGAGUUUGAGAUCAUCAUCAAGAUCUUUUUCAUCGACCCCAAUGAGCGGCCAGUGACUCUCUACCACCUGCUGAAGCUCUUCCAGUCAGACUCCAGUGCCAUGCCCAAGAAGACGGUGGUCUCUGAAUUCUAUGAUGAAAUGAUCUUCCAGGACCCCACAGCCAUGAUGCAGCAGCUUCUUAGUACCUCUAGACAACUGACCCUGGGGGCCUAUAAGCACGAGACUGAGUUUGCGGAGCUGGAGCUGCGGACGCGGGAGAAGCUGGAAGCAGCGAAGAAGAAGACCAGUCAGGAGAUCACAGACCUAAAAGACAGACUGAAAGCCAGCAGAGAGACCAUCAACUUCCUGAAGGGAGAGAUACGCAAGCUGGAGGAGGAGGACCAGAUCAAAGACCACUGAGACACACACUGGGUGAAUCUCAAUAGUAUUUCCUUGAUUCCUCAUAUCCUCUCUCCUUGCAUCCUUCUGAAAACUCAUUGGAGCAGACGAUCUGAGGUUCCUCGCCUUGGAUCUUCUCCUCCAAUGUGUUUUGAGAAGGAGAUGAGGAGAGAGGACGCAAUGAAUCAUGGGUAUACAAUUGAGACACACCCUGAAUUCCAAAUCAACCUCUAGACCCUCUUCCAAAGGCACUCCUGUAGAUCUGAAGGGUUUGGAUAGGUGGAUGCAAUAUGGUACUUGUGACUUGCUUCACCUUGUCUUCUGAUUUCUGAUAGGCUGGAUGGAAUUUCCUCCUUUUUGCUUCCACCUAUCCAACCCCUUCAUAGGCUACAGGAGGGGCUAGGGAGGAGGGGCUAGGGAUGGAUUUGGAAUAGAGAUAUUCACUCUUGCCCUAGCCUGGAAUCCACACCGAAUAUCACUCCGUUUUACGAUUGUUUAAUUUCAUAAUAUAAUAUCUGCCAUUUCGCAGAUGCUUUCAUCCAAAGCGACUUACAGUCACGCGUGCAUACAUUUGGCGUACGGGUGGUCCUGGGAAUGGAUGCCACUAUCCUGGCAUUACUAGCACCAACCUCAUCCUUAUAGAGGACCUCAACACCAUUGCUAUGGAUGACAUAACAUUGCACUAACAAUAGUGAAAUGUAGCGGUAUUCAGUUUGAAUUCUAGACAACACUGCCUAGCGAAAUGGUUUUAGAUGAUUAAUGUACAUAACAAGAAAACUGAAGAUAAUGAAUGUUAGUUUCACUCCACUCUCAACUCACCUCACAGAUUUACCACAGAUAGGUCUCAUUGCAACAUGUCACAUUUUUGUAGACUGGUCCGAAUGUGAAUAGGUUUUGUGCUUCUCUUUUGUUAUUCAUUUUAUGCAUUUUUAUGUAAAACUCAAACCAGCUUUUCUUUGAUUUCUCCUAUGUACAAAAUUAUUAGAACACGAUUGUAGAACUGAUGGCUCAAACAUGUCUUACAGAUGCUAUUCAGGGUUAUUUGCAGAUAUUUUUUGUCAAAGAUUGAUCUCUUAACAUCUGUAAAGCCUGGGCAUGCCAUCGUCAACUGUCUCAGUAUCCAAUACAUGUGUCAACCCUUUUGA